AUGACAUUUGUCUACAACAAGACCAGACUCAUGGAUUGCACAGCCAAGAGAGUUCAGCUGCUGCUCUUCAUGGCUCUGCUCGCGCAUCUGGCUCGAGACGCGGAGGGCGCGGCCACCUGCUGCUCGAGCGCUUCAAGGUCCUGCAAAUUAUACGAGAUGCUGUGUCGCUCGGGACCCCGAAACGACACUUCCGUCGCCAGGCAUAUCGGCCACCUUAAUAACGACGCUGCUGUCGGGAUUCUAACACUUGGAAAACGUAGAAUGGGCGAGAGACGCGUCCAAGACCGCCUGCGACAACUCCUUCACGGCUCACGGAAUCAAGCGGCGGGAAUCCUGACUAUGGGAAAGAGAUUCGAGGACGGCGGGCACCUGCCGCUCAUGCUCGCGGGAGGCACGGUGAGUGCGCCCCUGAGACUCGGACUGGAGCGUCCGCUGAAAUAUCUGAUGCCCAGGGAACCAGAAGACCUGGACGCUUAUGAAAAACGAUGACACUUACUACUUUAAAAUAAAAAAUAAUAAAACUGCUGUUCAUUGGAGACGUCUAUUUGUAGGCUCACACAGAAGGCUAAUUCUAAAUGGGGUUUUAAAAUUACUUUUUUGAUUCGAGUAAAAAAAGGUUUGUGAUUACCAAUACCCAAAGAGACAUACGUUU
Molecule: messenger RNA, 652 nt
Organism: Carassius carassius (crucian carp)
Lineage: Eukaryota; Metazoa; Chordata; Actinopteri; Cypriniformes; Cyprinidae
Product: hypocretin neuropeptide precursor-like
Exons: 2
Coding region: 1-489 (162 amino acids)
Biological process (GO): neuropeptide signaling pathway; feeding behavior
Source: RefSeq, a predicted model, not a curated record